AAACCAUUCACGGACGUCUAUCGUGUCACUUCCAAUCGAAUCGUCGAGCGUGUGUGUGUAUGUGUAUGUGUAUGUGUGCAUAAUCGCAGCAUAUAUUCCAAAACAAAUAACGAGAAUACUAAUAGAGAAGAAAUAAAAUGAAAGCGGCGGUAAACAGUGCUCUGUGCAGCGAAGGCGGCGUGCCGGUGUCGUCGAAAGUGUCGAAGCGGCGGGACGUGGAGAACGAGGAGAUCCAAAUGUACCUGUCGAAGUUGAAGGACCUGGUGCCGUUCAUGCCGAAGAACAAGAAAUUGUCGAAGCUGGAGGUGAUCCAGUACGUGAUCGAUUACAUUUGCGAUUUGCAGAACGCCUUGGAAACGCAUCCGGCCGUGAACGCGUUCGACGCCGCCGCCGCCUUGGGACAGAAAAAGUCCCAAGCGGCCGUCAGUCCCAGGCAACCGUUGGGACUGAGGCCUAGUCCCAACACCAUACUGGCCCCCUGCGAGGCGACUGUACUCCAAAAUAUUACGACGCCCGAAAGUCUGACGGAUAGGCAGAUAUCCUGUUGAAUCGGCCUGUAUAUAAAGAAAGAUCUCAUCAAUCGCGUCGUGAUGGCGUCGUCUCAUUCCAUUUUCCCUGAUGAAAGACGGUCUAAUAUCGAUGCAGCGGCGGAAAAGUGGCGGAAAAUCUCCCCGAUAUUAAUUCGCUUUCAAUGGAAACUUCAGGGAUCGACUGAUUUUUAUUCGUCUUCGAAGCGAAAAUGGUGGAGAAAUAGUUGCGAGUGAGGACGAUUAGUUUUUAGUGAUGUACCUGUUAUGUUGCAAUUUUUUUUUGUUAAUUAGAUUUUAUUUUAUUGUUUGUGUACAUAGAUGAAACGUGAGUUAGGCGGGUUUGAAACAAUUUAAAGAAAAAAAAAACACUAAAAACAUGUAAUAUAUAUAAAUAUUAUUAUAUUUAAAAAAAAUAAUAAUGACUCACUAUUGGAUGUUUCGAAAAUUUUCUGUUCGUAACAAUUAAUUCGGUUUAUCUGAAAAUUACUCAUUUCGUGAGAAUGUCGAUUGAAAUUUCGAUAAACUGAGUAAUAAAUUCCAAUUCGGCGGAUUCGGUUAUUAGAAUGGCGAUCGCAAAAUCACUCGAAAUCGAUUCUAAUACGAAUUCGCCCCAAUCACAGAUAAAAUGUACUUUUUUUUGACUAUAUACAGUACGUUCAAGUUAAAUCGGUAGUGACGUCAGGAGCAGAAAUAAUUCAUCGUGACGUCAUAGCUGACUUGUACUUAUUCGCUAUAUCUACUUAUUCGUGAGUUUUCAUUCUGUGAUUUUUUUAGCGUAUAAUUUUGUACAAAACAGUUCUCUUAAGGGAUGUUUUUUAUUUUAAUUUUUUUUUAUUUAAACGUUGGUUGUGCGAGCGCUUUUAUUUUUCGAAAAAAAAAACCGGGAAUCAUCUGAUGGUUGUUGUUGUUUUUUCUUUUCGAUUUUUCGCCCCGAAUAGAUUUCCAACGAGUCGAUAUAUGUAUAAAUAUUAUAUUUUUGUUCUAGAAAAAAACUUUUGUACAUAGUUACCUCUACGGCAACUUAAUGUUGUUAAAAUUUUAUUAUAUGAAAAUUAACGAAUUGAAUAAAUAUGAUUUUUUU
Phyllotreta striolata is the source of this 1611-nucleotide messenger RNA. Lineage: Eukaryota; Metazoa; Arthropoda; Insecta; Coleoptera; Chrysomelidae. The record is from the annotation of a GenBank genome assembly.